Messenger RNA from Pelobates fuscus (common spadefoot toad), 3371 nucleotides. RefSeq names its product LIM zinc finger domain containing 1 (gene LIMS1). Gene Ontology annotation, cellular component: cell-cell junction; cytoplasm; focal adhesion. NCBI's taxonomy places the organism in Eukaryota, Metazoa, Chordata, Amphibia, Anura, Pelobatidae. The record is from RefSeq and is a predicted model, not a curated record. The coding region runs from base 172 to 1338 and encodes 388 amino acids. The transcript has 10 exons. Gene Ontology annotation, biological process: cell-cell junction organization; positive regulation of substrate adhesion-dependent cell spreading; cell-cell adhesion.
UGGGCAGCACUGAAGUGAAUCCCAGUAUGAGUCAGUCGAAAUCCGCUUUAGUCCUGGGUGUAGUUUGGAACACUGAUUUCAUCUUUCAUGCAGCCUGGCAGAACCCUGCUACACCUUGCUGGAGACAUUAAGAUAUUUGUCUAUUAAGAAGGAUCUAAAGGGGCAACAAGAAUGGAAUUUCAAACCAGGAUCCAUCCAGAUAUUCCAGAAAACGGGGAAAUACCUGUUAUGGAAGUUACCAACAAUUGUGUUCCCCGAGAAAGUGGGGCAGAAGAAGAAAAACCUGUAUCAAAUUUGCAACGGAGACGCAGUGAUGUGAAGGUGUACAAGGAAAUCUGCGAUUUCUAUGCUAGAUUCAACAUGGCGAAUGCUCUUGCAAAUGCGAUGUGUGAACGCUGCCAUGCCGGCUUUGCCCCUGCAGAGAAGAUUGUGAACAGCAAUGGAGAGCUGUACCAUGAGCAAUGCUUUGUGUGUGCUCAGUGCUUUCAGCAAUUCCCAGAGGGACUCUUCUAUGAGUUUGAGGGAAGGAAAUAUUGUGAACAUGACUUCCAAAUGCUGUUUGCCCCCUGCUGCCAUCAGUGUGGUGAAUUCAUAAUUGGUCGUGUUAUUAAGGCAAUGAACAAUAGCUGGCACCCAGAAUGCUUUCGCUGUGAUCUAUGUGAGCAGGUCUUGGCAGAUAUUGGAUUUGUUAAGAAUGCAGGCAGACACCUGUGCCGUCCUUGUCACAACAGAGAGAAAGCCAGAGGACUGGGCAAAUACAUCUGCCAAAAGUGCCAUGCCAUUAUUGAGGAACAUCCUCUUAUAUUCAAGAAUGAUCCCUACCACCCAGAUCACUUUAAUUGUGCCAAUUGUGGAAAAGAGCUGACGUCUGAUGCCCGUGAGCUGAAAGGGGAGCUGUACUGUCUACCUUGCCAUGAUAAGAUGGGUGUCCCUAUCUGUGGAGCCUGCAGGAGACCAAUUGAAGGGCGGGUUGUUAAUGCUAUGGGCAAACAAUGGCACGUUGAGCAUUUUGUGUGUGCAAAGUGCGAAAAGCCCUUCCUUGGCCAUCGUCAUUAUGAGAGAAAGGGGCUGGCUUAUUGUGAGACACAUUACAACCAGCUUUUUGGCGAUGUUUGUUUCCAUUGCAACCGUGUAAUUGAAGGAGAUGUUGUAUCUGCCCUGAACAAAGCUUGGUGCGUGAACUGUUUUGCCUGUUCCACCUGCAAUACGAAGUUAACCCUCAAGAACAAAUUUGUGGAAUUUGACAUGAAGCCUGUCUGUAAGAAAUGCUAUGAGAAAUUCCCUCUGGAGUUGAAGAAAAGGCUUAAGAAGCUCUCGGAAACCUUAGCAAGAAAAUAGAUCCCAAUGUCCCCUGUGGCCUAGAAGAACUGUGGCAGCAUACAGAAUGCUUACUGAAAGAGAAAUGAUCACAGAUUCUACCUGACUUUGUUCUGUUCACUGAGGCUGUUACCUGCACUAACCUUCACAGCAACAUAUGUAUCUGCAUGAAUACUGCAUUAAAUUACCAUGCACAGGCUAUUUAUUCUCACCUCUUUUGGUUGCUUUUGUGGUACUUGCCUUACUUUAUCCUGUCUGAGGAUUCACUGUGUGUGCCAAUAAUUCAGUGGGCAAAGACAGUUCAUAUAGAUAAAACACAAAUAUACCUGGACUUCCUGCUAGGAAUUCAGUGCACUUGUAACAUUUUAUCACAUAGAAUUCUAUAAACAAAUUUACAUCACAGUGAGUCUCUUCCACAACAAAUAGUAUAUCUGCUUCAGGAGAAAAUAAACUAACGAUUUAAUGUACUUUUAGAAUGUAAGCUGGUGCAUUUCAGCUAGAUGGACAACAGAGAUAUUUGUCAAGCACUAUUGCUGCUAUAGAAGGAUAAUUGUUUUGUAAAUUCUGUACCACCGGAACAAGUAAAGUAGAAUUUACACUGUGAUGGGUUUGGACAAGAAUCAAAGGCCGUUUAACUAGCAGUUAAUAGGAGUGAUAAUCCAGCAACUGCUUAAUGGUUUCAGGUGGCCCAAUCAUUUCAUAGAAAGUGCAGGUUACAAUAAUCAUUUCAAGUGCAAUGGCAUAUUAGGACUACAAUGCUACCUAAUUGGAUGCUGUUCACCAUAUGUAUUAAGUUUCUGGUCUACUGGACAAACAGUAGCCAUGCUACCACUCUGCAGAAUUUAUUUUUAUUGGUUUAUCUUUCAUAUUUGUCCCUGUGAAUGUGCUAUAGGGACUUAUCCAAAACAAAAUGACAUGUCCAAAUCUCUCAGUUAAACCAAACUGCCAGUCAGUCACUUAAAGUGGUUCUGUCACCACUUGCAUUUCUUAUAUGUUUAUCCUCUUUCAGUGUCCUUUUAUUAUUUUCCUUAUUUCUCUUUAAAACUUUUUUAAAAUCUCCUUGGUCCUAUGUAUUUUCUCUGCAUUUGACAAUUUUGACAAAAGAAGUGGAGUUUGCUUUAUGCCUUAAGCUGCACCCUUUAACCGGAAUGCCAAAGCAAAACAGAUAAAAUUUCGUAUUAUGUUUUAAAGAGAAAUAGAUAAGAGAUGUCAAAAAGAAGAACAGAUUCUGAAAGAGGAAGAGAAGAAGAAACAAUAGGAUAAAGGUCACAUUUGAGCUGACAGAGCCACUUUAUUUAAGAAGCAUAGUGUUCAAUUGUGUUUUGGACUUAACUUGCACAACCAAUGCAGAACUAGUGCCUUGACCCACAUAAUGUGGACAGUUAACACAUCUCGAAUCAUAAGCAGAGUAAUAUCUCAAAAGGGAAUAAUAGAAUGCAAUUAAUUCAGAGCAUUUUGACAACUACUUGAAUUCUAAUGAUCUGCUCUUCAAUGUUUCUUACUGUGCAUGCGUCUUAUCUUCAUUGCUUAAUGUGUUUGUUUUUUGUGCCAUAUCCUGUAUUUCAAUCUAACAGACAUAUAGUCGUUAUUAUGUAUUUAAACAUGUAUGGGAACUUGUGCUCCCCCCACCCCCUCCUCCUUAUUCUAUGCAGUAAACACAUGCUGUGCAUUCCCAAAAGACAGUAUGCUUUUACCUUGAACAUAUGAAGUAUUUUUAAUGCAAGUUAUCAUAUUUACAGUUAUAUAAUCAUGAGUUUAUAUCAAUGCCUAUUCUCUACUUUAAUGUGUAAGAUGAAUAUUUUAUUUUUUACAUACAUACCUACAUUGUCACUUGUGAAAGAUAUUGAGUUGAAAUUAAAGAUAUAUCAAUAGCUUUAUGGUUAGUUCAUAUUUUCUUUAGCAUUUUCAGAAGCCUAUCUGUUAAAUGUUGCACAGGAAUACAACAAAUGGACAACUUUAUACCUUGCCCUUUAAAAUAAUAUUUGUUCUCAGGUUGUAAAACCAUGUUGUCUGAACAUUUUUACAAAACGGUUAAUAAAUUCUUUACACUUAAA